AUGAUGCGCCCGCGCGACCCUCGCAUCCGCCAGCGGAUCAACCAGAUCUCCCAUAACCUCGAAUCGGCCAACGAGACCGCCCAGGAAGGUCUCUACACCUUUUCACAUAAUUACAUCUCCCCAUGCUUUGCUUCUCUCGGCAACUGCAUCUACGCAUGUACCGCGCCCUGUCUCCCGACUAGAGAAGACCACCUACGACGGCGACGGCGCGGCCCUGCCGAGGCUGUAUUUGACUUCUACGACGAUUGGGACAAUGAAGAUGCGGAUGAUACUUUGCUUGGUUGGGGAGCGGGAGAACUCGAUCGUCUCUUGGCGGGAAGUGGAUUGACACAGGGCACUGCAGAGCAGCCACGCCGGCCGCGGAAAAUGAGCUAUGGCACACGCAAUCCCAGGCGGAGAAGCACAGUGCAUAUUCCAGAUAACCGCACAGACCCGACCAUUAUUCCCAGCUCGUCAUUACUCGGCUUCCUUGAACGUUUUCCAUGGAGAUUUGGCGCGCGCGGUGUAAAGUACCGUCCCUCAGCGGCCGAUCUACAGGAGCAGCCGUCAGGUUUGCAUCGCUUCGCACAGGAAGAGGAGCCUUUGAUGGAGGCUGCAGAUGAAGAUCUCAUCCGGCCCACUAAUAGUCCUAAUGGAAGGAAUCGGAGUGCAACUCAGUCUUCGCUCGGGACGACAAACUCACUUAGCUCACGCGGCGAUUUGUUCCCCAGCGACGAGGAAGAAGACGCAGUACCACUAGAUGACGAAUUCGCAUUUGUGCUUGGACAUCGAGGUACCGGUUUAGAAGACGAUGAUCAGUCCGGGACGAAAUCAGAGAUGACAAAAUCCCCCUCGGGCACGUCCAGCUUAACGGGGACGUCCUCCAAGAAGAAGGCAAAGCGGAAGAAGAAGAAGGGGUCUACUAAAUCACCAGCAUCAGAUGUGCCAGUCGUGGAGGGGCUUGAUACCCCUUCUAUGGCAGAUUUGAAAUUAGAAGAACAGCACGCUGCUUUGGAAGAAGAAUCAGCAAUCCAAAAGAGACGGGCUGUCGCGCACGAGCUGGCUUUGAGCCGCGGCCUUGAAGAUGAAGUCGAUCCUCAUUCGGUCACUUCUGAUCAACCCACCCGGCCGUCCACUGGAUCCUCACCUUUGCUCAGCCCGACCGUGGAAAGACCAACUCAUGCCAGGCAAUCCAGUGAUUCGUCCAGUCGAAGAUUCGAUCAAACCGAAUCCUUCCCUUCCUUUGAGGCUGGCUCCCCUAAUCAGCCUCGCGGCACCGAUAUGGAUGGACCACACUAA
Penicillium riverlandense is the source of this 1278-nucleotide messenger RNA. RefSeq lists its product as uncharacterized. Lineage: Eukaryota; Fungi; Ascomycota; Eurotiomycetes; Eurotiales; Aspergillaceae. The coding region runs from base 1 to 1278 and encodes 425 amino acids. The record is from RefSeq and is a predicted model, not a curated record. The transcript has a single exon.